Molecule: messenger RNA, 3087 nt
Organism: Trypanosoma theileri
Lineage: Eukaryota; Euglenozoa; Kinetoplastea; Trypanosomatida; Trypanosomatidae
Exons: 1
Coding region: 1-3087 (1028 amino acids)
Source: RefSeq, a predicted model, not a curated record
AUGAUUCACCCGCAUGGGCCUCUUGCCCCUUCUGGAGAUGUUAUGGGGUUUGACUCAUCUUCUUUGGUUUCUGCAGUCUCUAAUGCCUGGAUGAAUGUACAAUCGUACUUUAUGGAAUUUCAAAUGGCUGAGGAUGAAAAUAUCCGUAAAAAACUUGCGAGUCGUCUUCCUCAAGUGGAGAACUACUUACAAGUGAUAUUAGAUGCACUUGCACAGGAACGUACACAUAUGGUCUUUUUUACACCACCAGUAUCCAACUUAAGAACUAUGGAUAAGGGGAGUGUAAGCAGUGUGAGCAGCAGGAGUAGUUUUCUCACAUCACCUAAACAACCAGCUUCACUUCACUCUUAUGGAAAUGGUGGUAUAAACGUAGAUAAAGUAGCAUUACUUACACCAUGUUACACUUUUUUAUGGAGUGAUGUGGCAUUUUCAUCUUUACCUGAGAAGGAUAUUAAAGUAGAGGAAGAAUUAUUCCCUAUUGGAAAUAUAUUCUUUAUUUCUUUAUGUCAAUUUGCAAAACAUGAUGAACCACCUGGAUCACGGUUAGUUAUACUUAGAUUCUUUACUCGUUUACUCGCUGAUUUAGAUCUCCCACGUUCCAUGCAUAUGGGAGACCCACCCCGAUCACUACUGCAGAUGUUCUCCAGCAAUACAAUAGUACCACUAAUAGAUAUGAUUUGCAAAAUUGGACUCUCGCUUCGAUCUAAAACACCGACAAAGAACAAAGUAGCAACUGCUGUUCCUCUCUCUUCUUCUUCUACUACUACUACUACGGAAGUUGAGAGAAAAUCAGUAGAUGAUGAGUGGGAAGCAUUUCUGACACUUUUGUGUACUUUAACUGAACGAAUGGAACAAGUCCCUGCAUUAGCCGUUUUCUUUUUACCUACUGACGCUAUAGAAAAAAGAGGAGAUAUUGAAAAUAAUGAAGUAGAAGUAAAUGAAAGAAAAAAAAAUGAACCAUUAUUUUCAUUGCCACGGGAAUUAUUAUCUUAUGUACCACUUUCUCAAGGUCCACCACAGUCGGAAAAACGAAAUGAAAUAUGCCGUUUAGCACUACGAGGAUUAUUAAAUCUUGCCAAAUGUCCAGAUCCAGAUGUUCAGGAUUAUGUAAAGCGUUAUACAGAGGUGGUUACAGUAACGUUAACAGAGGCACGCACCAUUCUUCUUACACUUUGUAAAGUACCUGAAAAUGAUGAUGGUGUAGCUCAAUUAACUUGUCUUUGCGAUGUGCUUUCAUUUUGGACAGAAUUACUUUUUUUAGCUCCUGCAGUGGCAGAAGCUUGGGAAAUAGAACACACGAUAGAGUCUUGUUUCGUGCGGGAAACACUCUUACCACUCUUUCAAUCUGUGGAUGAGAAUGUGUACGCUGCAGCAGCUGUGGUGGCGGCCAAAACUGUACGUAUGGUGGGCCGUGCAACCUCUUCUUUAUAUAUUUCUUCACUAACACGUGCUUUACUAGGCACACAAGUGGACGUAUUAACAGGAAAACUAACAACCAUAGUCUUACCACCUCCUAAUGCUCCCCUUAAAGAAUCUUCUUCUGCAUUUCCUACUACUACUACUAGUACUACUACUACUACGAACAAUAACACUAGUAUCAGUAGCAGCAGUAGUAGUAGUAAUAGUAGUACACCUUCUGGUACAAUAAUCUCACUCUUGGAGUACGUUUUGCUACCGCAUCUCACAAUGCAGCCUAGAGAUGAUUGGAGGAGCACAGAAGUGACACUUCACCUUCUUAAUACACUCGCAUUGUACGAACCGGUUCUUUUUAUGGAGUUUACACUAUCACUUUCUUUAUCUACUCUUACAGAGGUGUACAUGAAGGGGUUAUCCAAUCAUAGUAUACAAUCAAAAAAUAAAAUAGUGGAUGGGGAUAAUCCAACUUCAAAGGAUGUUACAAAUACUACAACAACUACUACUACUAAUGUCAAUGAUACGACGAGCAAAAGAAAACAUGUGGAUUGUCAUCAUCAAUUACAAAUGCUUGAUUUUGAUCUCUCUGCUUCGUCAACGUCACCAUCUUUAGAUGUAUCCACUUGUUUUCCUGAACGUCUUCGAGCCCCAAAGGGAGUUUUACUCUGGACUGAUUCGGAAUGUAUCGCAGAAGAGAUUUUAACUCGCCUGCUACUUGUUGAAAGUCAUGUUCCUACUUCAUUGCUUGAAAAACGACAAUGUUUGAUGAAUCGUUCCUGCAGAAGUCAUUGUGAAGAUUUGAUGGGUAUUCUUACUCCUGAUAAAGGAAAAAACUCUACAGUAGCUGAAACAUCUUCACCUUUCCAGGAUAAUAAUGAGAUGAAUAGCAAACAUAAAAACAUUUGGUUUCAUGAGGGAGUUCAUUCAUCAUCCUUUAUUCAUCAUCUCUGUGAGCUUACUUCACAUAUGGUAUCUAUUCCCCCAGAUGUAUGUACACUAUUAACAAAUCUAUGGUGUACAUUAUGCGUCAUGCCAGAUCUUCGUGUUCUUUACACCCUUAUGGAUCCAGAGUAUGGUAAACUUCGUCUUUCAUUACUGAAGCUACGUGAUACCAUUGACAUAACUCUUCAGCAUGAUGAAGAGCUGGUAUUUAGCGUUGCAUCGGCUGCGGCAGCCUCCGCGUUAAGCAAGAGGGGAAAGAAAACAAAAACAUCAACAUCAUCAUUAUCAUCAUCCCUUAAUGCUAAAUUACCAUCUAUAUCAGCAGCAGCGGCAGCGGCAGCGGCAGCAGCAGCAGCAGCAGUAGCCGUAUCAACAGUAAUGCCAUCAAAAUCCACACAGGAAGUAUGCACUACCCAUCGUCAACCGUUACAGAAGACAGUACAGGAUUCCACUUCCCACGUGUAUACACGCUCUUACUUGUAUUCACAGUUUAUUCAAUUAGGGCCAUCGUUGCGGUGGGUGGGAGGAGUGGUGGAGCGGGAGUUUCCAAAUCAUGAUUUGCUUGCCGCUCUUAAGGAACAUCGUCUAUUUCUUGAAGUCUGUGCUUGUGUGGAGGCUUUCCGCAUGGAACUGGACGCGGUCAUUGGCCACGUAGCACUAUCGCACAACCUUAUGUGUCUUCAAACAGGAAAUGAACAUCAGGGUAGGAUGCUAUUGCAAAGCCAACCGUAG